ACCCACCGGGCCGCCCCUCCCCGCCCUCUGCGUGCGCACCGCCUCAGGUCCGCCUCUCCGAAAGACGGCUGGCGUGUGCGGCCCGGCCGAGCACUGGUUCCCCGAUCCUCACCGUGCGCGCGUCCGCCUGCUUGUGGUUGACGUGAGACUCUGAAGCCGGCCUCAGGUUAAAAGGGAAAAUGAAGUACAUUCUGGUUACUGGUGGUGUUAUAUCAGGAAUUGGAAAAGGAGUCAUUGCCAGUAGUGUGGGCACAAUACUCAAGUCAUGUGGCUUACAUGUAACAUCAAUUAAAAUUGACCCCUACAUUAACAUUGAUGCAGGAACAUUCUCUCCUUAUGAACAUGGAGAAGUUUUUGUGCUGGAUGAUGGUGGAGAAGUUGACCUUGACUUGGGAAAUUAUGAGCGGUUCCUGGAUAUCCGCCUCACCAAGGACAAUAAUCUGACCACGGGGAAGAUAUACCAGUAUGUCAUUAACAAAGAGCGCAAAGGAGAUUACCUGGGGAAGACUGUCCAAGUUGUCCCUCACAUCACAGAUGCAGUCCAGGAGUGGGUGAUGAGACAGGCAUUAAUACCUGUAGAUGAAGAUGGCUUGGAACCUCAAGUGUGUGUUAUUGAGCUUGGUGGCACAGUGGGAGACAUUGAAAGCAUGCCUUUCAUUGAGGCCUUCCGCCAGUUCCAGUUCAAGGUCAAGAAGGAGAACUUUUGUAAUAUCCACGUCAGUCUGGUUCCUCAGCCAAGUUCAACAGGGGAACAGAAGACAAAACCUACCCAAAACAGUGUUCGGGAGCUUAGAGGACUUGGGCUUUCUCCAGAUUUGGUGGUGUGCAGAUGCUCAAAUCCUCUUGACACAUCCGUGAAAGAGAAAAUAUCUAUGUUCUGCCAUGUGGAACCUGAACAAGUGAUCUGUGUUCAUGAUGUUUCAUCCAUCUACCGGGUACCCUUGUUGUUAGAAGAGCAAGGGGUCGUAGACUAUUUUCUUCGGAGACUUGACCUUCCUGUUGAGAGACAGUCACGAAAGAUGCUGAUUAAAUGGAAAGAGAUGGCAGACAGAUAUGAUCGCUUGCUGGAGACCUGCUCUAUUGCUCUUGUGGGCAAAUACACCAAAUUCUCAGACUCGUAUGCCUCUGUCAUUAAAGCUUUAGAGCAUUCUGCAUUGGCUAUUAACCACAAGUUGGAGAUCAAGUACAUUGAUUCCACAGAUCUGGAGCCCAGCACCCUGCAGGAGGACCCUGUGCGUUACCAUGAGGCAUGGCAGAAGCUCUGCAGUGCUCAUGGAGUGUUGGUUCCAGGAGGAUUUGGUGUUCGGGGAACAGAAGGAAAAAUUCAAGCAAUUGCCUGGGCUAGGAAACAGAAGAAGCCUUUUUUGGGUGUGUGCUUAGGAAUGCAGCUAGCAGUGGUAGAAUUUUCAAGAAAUGUGCUGGGAUGGCAAGAUGCUAAUUCUACAGAAUUUGACCCUAAGACUAGCCAUCCUGUGGUCAUAGACAUGCCAGAACAUAAUCCUGGGCAGAUGGGUGGAACCAUGAGGCUGGGCAAGAGGAGAACCCUGUUCCAGACCAAGAACUCAGUCAUGAGGAAACUCUAUGGAGACAUAGACUACUUGGAAGAGAGGCACCGCCACCGAUAUGAGGUGAAUCCAGUCUUGAAGAAGUGCUUGGAAGAGCAAGGCUUGAAGUUUGUUGGCCAAGAUGUUGAAGGCGAAAGGAUGGAGAUUUUGGAGUUGGAAGAUCACCCAUUCUUUGUUGGGGUGCAGUAUCACCCCGAGUUCCUGUCCAGGCCUAUCAAGCCCUCCCCACCCUACUUUGGCCUCCUUCUGGCCUCUGUUGGGAGGCUCCCACACUACCUGCAGAAAGGUUGCCGGCUCUCACCCAGGGACACUUACAGUGACAGAAGUGGGAGCAGCUCCCCCGACUCUGAAAUCACUGAACUGAAGUUUCCAUCAAUAAAUCAGGACUGAUCUGCACUCCUGCGGAAAGACCAGGCUGAGAUGAGAAAUUCUAUUCUUCAUGAGGAACACUCUGCAGAUGGGAGACCUGAGCUGAGACAACUUACUCAAGCCUCAGGCUGAUGAAGCUGAGGGAGCCGCGUCUCAGCUCCACCUCUACUUGACAGUUUUCUACUUCAUUUAGCCUCUCUCCAGGGCUGGGGUAGAACACAGGCUUCUUCCUCUGUCUCAGUCCUUAUGAAAGCUCUCUUCAAAGUCACCUCUCACUUCUUGUAUUGGAAUCUUUAUUUUUCUACACUUCACAUACCCUGGGCUGGGGGAAACCAGGCUAGGGUUUGAGGAUAGUAUCCUCCUGGCUUCCUGUUGGUGUUCUAGACCAUCCUUCUAUGAAACUUAGAGGCUAACCCUAUAUGCAACCACCUGCUCUUUCUGGCCACGAUUAUCAAUAAAUCUCUGUGUUGCGUUCCCUUAUUAAAUGAAGACUUCUGGUGCUUGGCUCACCCCUUUCUGUCCCACCCCAGCUCCUCCUGCUCUCUGGGAGGCAACCCACUGACCUGUCUACAACAGCGGCAGUGCUCUCACCUCUCUUCUAUGUCAGACACCACUGCUAAGGCCACUGGCUGGUGCUUAUCAGCAUUUGGAACAAAUGCUUCAGAAUUUUAAGUACACUCUUCUCUGACACCAACUGCUCGCCUUUCCAGCUUGCUUGAGAGGUACCCCCCAGAGCUACUCCGUUACAAUGCUUAGCUGUCAGUGAGCCUGACUGCUCUCCCUCCAGCCCUGCUGAUUCUUUUAUGUGAAGUCCUACUCUCCUGUACCAUUUUCUCUCCCGGCUCUUGUCUUUCUAGCUCACCAGAAAGUCCUGAGUCCCAAACUGUCUUGUCUCACCUCAUAUAGAAGACGCUAAGAAACAAAAGAAAACCACAGCUCUUGAAAACUAGUUUCUGCCCACUGCUGGCCCCUGAGGUUUCUUGUAAACCUUCUUUUCUUGACCCGCCAUAUCUCAUCUUCUGGAGGACUGGUCUAGUCUUUCAGACUCAUAAGGUCUUCCCUACGCAGUCUUUCCUCUGUUCACGGACGGCUGCCAGAGAAGGUGUAUCUACUAAUCGGUUUGCCUGUGCUCUGAACUCUUACUACUUCCCACCAUUCCUUUCUCCUUUGCUAUCAUCCUAACGUCUCAGAAGUUCAAGCUGUCUGUUGACAAACAUGCCCAAGUGCUCCAUUCUGUAAGAAUUUCUUCAGACUCACAGCUCUCUCUGUUCUUUAUUUUAAGUAAAUUCUCCCUCAAUAUUUCAUUAACUCAUGGCAAUCUGCCUUCCCAAUGUCUCUAGAUAAGAUUAUCAAAUUCUACCUACCAAUUAUUGAAUCUUGCAGAUAUUCCUCAGGCCUGAUGCUACUUGAAUACUCUUGGAUUGUCCAGCCACCAUCCAAUCAACUUUCCUUCCUCCUCAUACUGAAUGCAUUUCCUCCUGUGUCCACUUCUGUCCCCGUUUCUACCUUUCGAACUUUGCCUACUAAGACUCCACCUUUGGUAAGCUGCUCUUUUCAUCCUUUAUUUCUGGGAAUUUGUCCACUGUAAAGUUUCAAUACAUGGAUUACUAUUAAACACUUAACUUCAGCUCUGUACUUUUCCUAAGAUUACUCACGGUACCCCCUCUCUUCCAUUUCUAGGUCUUUCUUAGUGAAUGGCACCCCAUUUAGCCUCCUACAUCUAGGUAGUUAAACCUGGGAGACGGUUGCCACUUCAUCCUUCCUCACAUUUACCUCGUGAGUAGUUGCACAUAUACCACUGUCUGAUUUUCAGGCCUUUCUCAUGGCUGUCUCUGGUCCAUCCUUUUAACUUCCUAACUGCUCUGUCAAUCCAGCAUUCAGUGAUACUCAAACAGAGUUCCCUUUGUACCUUGCUUCUGAUUAGAUGCCACUGGUAAUUUAACUCUGCCAAAAUGAUCAACUCCAAAUUCCUUAGUUUGAAAGUUUUCAAUAAUAUAAGCCCUGACAAUUUCAUACUAUCAAUUGUGUAUCUUUAUUGAUUUACAAGUAUCUUUUAAAAGUUUGUCUUCUGUAUAAGACAUUUAAAAAGGUAAUUUGUAUUCUUCUCACACAAAAUACAAAUGGUAUCCAAAUAAAUGACUAAGGGCUGGAAGAAUAAAUCCUUGCCUGUCCCUUUUAGUUCUAGGUAUCUGG
Molecule: messenger RNA, 4127 nt
Organism: Alexandromys fortis (reed vole)
Lineage: Eukaryota; Metazoa; Chordata; Mammalia; Rodentia; Cricetidae
Gene: Ctps1
Product: CTP synthase 1
Exons: 19
Coding region: 180-1955 (591 amino acids)
Biological process (GO): CTP biosynthetic process; pyrimidine nucleobase biosynthetic process
Cellular component (GO): cytoophidium; cytoplasm
Molecular function (GO): CTP synthase activity; identical protein binding
Source: RefSeq, a predicted model, not a curated record